AUGCCUGUCUCCACACGACGGUCGCUGGCAGCGCAAGCUGAUGAAGUUGACCAGUCGGCCGCGGGGCAACCAGAUGUCACUACAAUCAUGAAUGAUUUAGCGGGCAAUAUUUCCCAAACGCCUGCACGCAAACAUCCCCGGCCUUCUGGUGACUUGGAACAAUCGCGCAGCUCUCCUAAAAAGAUGCUUACCGUUGAUCUUCGCCAUCCUAGAAGCGCUAACAGCACUCCAGGUGUACCUUCUCCUCGACGAACCUCAGGCAAACUGAAAACACGAGCCUCGUUGCCUGCGCCAACGCCGGCCCGUAGCCGCAUGAACUGGCAGCCAGACGACGAUGAUAUAGAGCAAGGUGUUGAGGUGCCCAUAGAAUUGCCCAAGAAGUCGAUACUUUUGGGGAAGCGCAAACCUCCUGACAAGUCUCCAUUCAAGGGGAAGGGAACAUUGCAGACCAAGAGCUCGGCGCGGGUGAACCUCGACGACUCCCCACCGAAAUCCAGUCGACAACAAAACCUGGAUAAGAUUUCCAAAUCUCUGUUGAAACACACGCGGCCGAACAAGAAGACGGUACAAUUGAAGAGAGUCAAGAAUGCAACGAGACAGUUAGCAUUGACACCUCGACGAUCGGGUAGACCUACCAUAGCAGCUGGCGAUCCCUUUCAAGAUGCGCAACAAGACGAUGACCCUAUAACGCCUGGACUGGGAAAUCAGCCUCCGGAGCGGCAGUCUCAGAAAGAGUUCUCGCCCUUAAAAGCAGAUCGCAGAGCAAAGCGCAAAGUUGUCUUCAGAGAAGAGCAACAAGCACCACCUUCUGGGCAAGGCGACAAUCAAGAAUCGAGCGACGAGCCGUCGAAUUCUCUUCCAAGGAUUGAGAACACCAAGAUUCCCAAAUUGAUUCCUACUCAGGUGGAAGAACUAGACGGUAACGAAGACGACGCAGACGAGAUCGUUGCAGAAGCCGACGAUGGCCAGCAUGAAGAUCCUCAAGAACAGGAGGAGCAAUAUGCCGAUAUUUCACUUCCACCGCCGCCGCCACCUCCCCGCCCAGAUACUGAAGCCCAGCAACGAGCUAGAGAAGUUGCGGAAGCCGAGCAAAAAGAGAAAGAAGAACGUGCAAGACAGAAAGCGCUUCGGGGCAUACAAAAGGCGCUCGAGUUCAGUGAGCUAACAGAGCCAUGGGUCGAGGUUCUCGUUGGUGUUGCAAACGUUGAGGAUGGUCGAUCUACCUCUCAGGAAGAAUCAGCAAGGGGAAAGGGCGUACGCCGCAAGAUUGAUAAAAUCCAUCAAGAUUACCGUGAACUCAGGAGAGGCAAUACUCUGUCGAGCUUGGGCUUUGAUCAAAGGACUGCAGAAAAUAUGAAAGUCCUGAAGAAACGUUGUGCCGAUAUCAAUGAACUCAGAUCACAAGACCAUCUUCAGGACCGUGAAAGACUACGGACAGUUCGCGAUGUGUACCAGACUCUGAUUCCAAGUGCGGUCCGGCUGGCUAAGGAGGUCCUCAGAGCCCGCUUUGUUGACAAUGUCCUCGGUUUUGAGGCUCAUAAAGAACUUCUACGAUUUUUAAAGAUUGCAAGUGCUUUGAUUGAAACAGCACGGCAGUGGAGCCCCAGACCCGCAUUGGAUAAUGGAAUCAAAUCCAUUGUUGAAGGUAUUGACACGAAUCUUAAUAGCAUCAUCUCCAAAUACGAGGAUGUUGUUCUGGCCGGAAGAGCCGCGGCACAUAGAGAGAAGUUAGCCUUACGACAGAAGGCAGACGAGGAACGGUUGCUAGCCGCGAAGCAAGAAAGGGAUGCUGAGCUCAAGGCCAUACGGAGAGAGCAGCGAGCGCAAUACUACGAGAAAGCAUCUCGGCGCCAGCAGCGGCCGACAAGCGAGUAUGUCCUUCGUGUUGACGACACUACCGUGCGUCCGUCUUGGCCGAGGGACAGGAGACAGGCUACUCCCACAGAAGAGAUUCCGCCUCCUGCUCAGACCAGAUGGACAGAUGAACAGACAAUAGUUUUACUUGAGGCACUUCAAAAGUUCAGGGAUGCCAGCCGGUUUGAAGAUAUUUUUGAGCAUCAUGGUGGACCGCAGGGCAAGUUGCGAAACUUCGAUAUGGAUCAACUGAUGGCUCAAGCGAGAUAUAUAAAACGAAGCAUGAGCGAUCAUUUGGCAAAACAAAGCCCAUCGGAUCCUCAAUGGUCAUGGUUGAUCAGCUGUCCUUGA
Molecule: messenger RNA, 2205 nt
Organism: Exophiala bonariae
Lineage: Eukaryota; Fungi; Ascomycota; Eurotiomycetes; Chaetothyriales; Herpotrichiellaceae
Exons: 1
Coding region: 1-2205 (734 amino acids)
Source: RefSeq, a predicted model, not a curated record